AUCAGUUUUAUUUUAGAUCCCAAACAGUACACACCGUUCAGCGGAGCAAAAUUUUGUACAAAUUUUAUUUGGUCAAAAAAAAAAAUCGAAAAAAAACUGUUUCUUUUUUACCAGUUUCACAAAUUAGUUGUAUUUUGAAUUUAGUCCGCAACAACUCACAACAUGUCGAACACAUUUUCCUACUGGAAUGGCCAGCCGGUGAAUGCUCCCGUCUAUCCGCAGAUGGGUGACUUCAUGCAGCACUCGGCCGCUGGAGCAGCAGCACCAGGAUUAGGAGCAGCCGGCGGACUAGGAGGUUGGCCCGGCCAGGGCGCAGCUCAGGCACACUCCAUGCUGCCAUAUGCCGGAGGAGCCGGCGCCAUGCCGGGUGCCAUGCCAGGUGCCAUGCCAGGUGCCAUGCCGGGUGGUAUGCCCAUGAUACCACAGCAUUUAGUGCCGCCACCCGUGCCCUCUGUGGAUCGCACGAUAUUUGGAGAUGUUCCCGGACGAAAUGAACCGUGCAUGGACAAUGGCGAAGCCUUCUGCGCCUACAACGGCAUGGACAUGAGCAUGAACUACGGCGGAAGCGGUGCAUCCAAAGGUGGCUACUGGUAGGACCAAUUACACGAACAAUGCCAGCACGAAUAUCCUCACUGAACAACGACCAAAGGGAAUAGCAUCUGGGCCACUCUUAACUUUACACAGCCAUAUACAUAAUUUAGUGUUCGAACCAAACGACUUGUACUUGGAAUGUUAAAAAUAAAUAUCCAUCCAUCCAUCAUUUGGCACAAA
Drosophila sechellia is the source of this 771-nucleotide messenger RNA. RefSeq names its product annexin A7. The coding region runs from base 163 to 594 and encodes 143 amino acids. The transcript has a single exon. The record is from RefSeq and is a predicted model, not a curated record. Lineage: Eukaryota; Metazoa; Arthropoda; Insecta; Diptera; Drosophilidae.